UUGUAUCGACACACCGAGCGCUUCCUGCCUGUCAAAAAAUCUUUAUAAAACAAAAAGGCUGCUGCUUGUGUUGUCAGUCUGUCAAGGCCGUCCAGUGAGUAUGUUUCAGGUGGAUGAGAACUACACACGGGUGUCAGAGUUUGUUAUUGUUGGCUUCUUAAAUCUCCAGCCGAAGUAUUUUGACCUGGUAGCGUGGAACUUCUUCUUCCUCUAUGUGACCACAGUGGUGGGCAACCUUCUGCUGGUGGUGUUGUUUGCUUUGAAGCACAGCCUCCAGAAGCCCAUGUACAUCAUCAUGGUCAGCCUGGCCCUCUCAGACAUUGGCUUUACCACCGUAGCUUUACCUAAACUAAUCGCUCGCUACUGGUGGAAUGACGGGAGUCUUGGCUUUCACACUUGCCUCUUUCAAAAGCACAUGAUCCACUAUUUUGGCUCCUUGAACUCCCUGAUUUUAAUGACUAUGGCCCUGGACAGAUAUCUGGCCGUCUGUUUUCCUCUCAGAUACCCGAUGUGGAUGACAAACACAACCAUGACAGGCCUCACGCUCCUCUGCUGGGUGGUCUCACACAUAUUUUCUGGCAUUAGCACUGUCAACUUCACUAUGAUGUCAUUUUGUGGGCCCAACCAAAUCAUACAAGCCUUCUGCGACACCAUCUCUCUUACCGCUCUAGUGUGCGGGGACACCACGGAAAAAUUCAACACCGCCUUUGCUGUAGCAAUGUUUGUUCUUAAUGGUCCUUUAGCCUUCAUCAUCUUCUCCUAUAUUUGCAUCGUCGUCUCAGUGCUGCGCAUGUCCGGUGGACAGGGCAGAAUGAAGACAUUCUCUACCUGUGCCACCCAGGGCUGCAUCAUUUCUAUCUACUACAUACCGCGUUUCUUUGUCUACUCUGCACGUUUCUUUCCUAACCUGACGAUGACCCCUGACAAGCGCAUAGUCACCACCCUCUUCUACAGUUUUUUCCCUCCACUGAUCAACCCGUUUAUCUACUGUCUGAGAACCAGGGAGAUCAAGCAAAUAUUGACACGCUGGGUGAGGAGACGAAUGCGCGUUACGCCUUCGAAAUGUGUCCAAACUGUCACUGUCACCAAAUAA
Molecule: messenger RNA, 1093 nt
Organism: Anarrhichthys ocellatus (wolf-eel)
Lineage: Eukaryota; Metazoa; Chordata; Actinopteri; Perciformes; Anarhichadidae
Product: olfactory receptor 2A12-like
Biological process (GO): G protein-coupled receptor signaling pathway
Cellular component (GO): membrane
Molecular function (GO): olfactory receptor activity; G protein-coupled receptor activity
Source: RefSeq, a predicted model, not a curated record